This is a messenger RNA of Gymnogyps californianus (California condor), 4842 nucleotides long. RefSeq names its product VPS18 core subunit of CORVET and HOPS complexes (gene VPS18). The coding region runs from base 11 to 2935 and encodes 974 amino acids. Gene Ontology annotation, cellular component: endosome; HOPS complex. NCBI's taxonomy places the organism in Eukaryota, Metazoa, Chordata, Aves, Accipitriformes, Cathartidae. The transcript has 5 exons. The record is from RefSeq and is a predicted model, not a curated record. Gene Ontology annotation, molecular function: protein-macromolecule adaptor activity. Gene Ontology annotation, biological process: lysosome organization; endosome to lysosome transport; endosome organization.
GUUGGCGGCCAUGGCCUCCAUCCUGGACGAGUACGAAGAUUCCCUGUACCGCUCCGCCUCCGUGCAGCAGAGCCGCGCCAGCGUGGGCAUCCCGCACUCCGGAUAUGUGAAUGCACGACUGGAGAAGGAAACACCAAUAUUUAACAAGCAAAGGAUUGAUUUUGCUCCUCCAGAGAAAAUUAACAGCUUAGUGGUCUCCUCUAACCAGCUCUGUAUGAGCCUUGGCAAAGACACCCUUCUCAGGAUUGAUCUUGGGAAGCCAGAUGAACCUAAUCAGGUAGAGCUGGGACGCAAAGAUGAAGCCAAAGUCUACAAGAUGUUUUUGGACCACACAGGCUCUCAUCUCCUGAUUGCUCUGAACACCAGUGAAUGCCUUUACCUGAACAGAAGUGUUCAGAAAGUGCGAGCACUCUCCCGCUGGAAAGGCCACUUGAUUGAAAGUGUGGGCUGGAACAAAUUUCUUGGUUCAGAGACCAACACUGGGCCCAUCCUGGUGGGGACAGCCCAGGGGCAGAUCUAUGAGGCUGAAAUCUCUGUCAGCGAGGGAGGCCUCUUCAGCACUAAUCCCGACCAGUACUUCCGACAGGUCUACACUCUGGAGGAGGAAUCAGGACCUGCCCCAGUGUGCUGCUUGGAGAUUGAACGAGGAAUAGAAGGGAAAUUUUUUAUUAUAGCCACCACUCGAAAGAGACUCUUCCAGUUUGUUGGCAAAGUCCCUGAAGGGACAGAGCAGCAAGGCUUCAGCUCCAUAUUUGCUAUGCAUGCUGACCAUUUGCCCAGCUUCCGGGAGUUUCCAGCCAACCUUGGUUUCAGUGAGAUAGCCUUUUACACCCCAAAGCUGCGCUCCAACCCACGCUCCUUUGCCUGGAUGAUGGGAAAUGGUGUUUUAUAUGGUACAUUGGAUUAUAGCCGUCCUGAUUCAAUUUUAAGUGAUGAACAGGUCUGGGUUUAUCCUUCUGAUAUUGACAUAACUGUGAACAAGCCAAUAUCCAUUGUACUUACCCAGUUCCACUUCCUGUUGCUGCUGCCUGAUCGGGUGAAGGCUGUAUGCACUCUGAAUGGGCAGGUUGUUUUUCAAGAUCUGUUCCUGGAGAAGUUUGGCUUACUGACACGCAUGAUCAAAGAUCCCACAGUCCAGCAGAUAUGGAUCCACACUGAGAAAGUAGUGUUCCGCUACCAUGUCCAGCGGGAAUCUAGAGAUGUGUGGAAGAUGUAUAUGAAUAUGAACAAAUUUGAUUUAGCCAAAGAGUAUUGUAAAGACCGUCCAGAGUGCCUAGAUAUUGUGCUUGCAAAAGAGGCAGAGCACUGCUUCCAAAACAAGAGGUAUCUAGACAGUGCCAAAUGUUAUGCACUGACCCAGAACUACUUUGAGGAAAUUGCCCUUAAGUUCAUUGAAGCCAAGCAAGAAGAGGCCCUGAUGGAGUUUCUGAUUAAGAAACUAAGUAACCUAAAGCCUUCUGAGAAGACACAGACCACUCUGCUGACCACAUGGUUAACGGAGCUGUACCUGAACUGGCUAGGUAUAUUGGAAGGAGAUCCCUCACAGCGAAAUUUAUAUUUGGAUACACGGGAGAAGUUUCGCACUUUCCUGAGCAGUCCUAAAAACAAAGAAUGUCUAUUUAAUAACCGGGCAUCUAUUUAUGAGCUGUUGGCAAGCCAUGGGGACACAGAGCACAUGGUCUACUUUGCAGUCAUCAUGCAGGACUACGAGCGUGUAGUAGCUCACCACUGCCAGCAUGAUGAGUACGAUGAAGCUCUAAAUGUGCUGUCCAGGCACAGAGACGAGAAGCUCUUCUACAAGUUCUCUCCAGUCCUCAUCCAGCAUAUUCCCAAGAAGGUAGUUGAUGCUUGGAUUUCUAUGGGCUCUAGACUGGAUGCCAGGAACCUCAUUCCAGCCCUUGUUAACUAUAGCCAGAGUGCCAGCACCCAGCAGAUCAAUGAAGCCAUUAGAUAUAUGGAGUUCUGUGUCUAUCAGUUGGAGGAAACCCAGCAAGCCAUUCACAACUACCUGUUGUCUCUUUACGCUUUGUGUCGGCGAGACUCGCUGCUAUCGUACCUGGAGCAAGCAGGAACCAACCCAAACAGGAUCCACUAUGAUCUGAAGUAUGCAUUGCGCCUGUGUGCAGAGCAUGGGCACCACCAUGCAUGUGUCCAUAUUUACAAAGUGAUGGAAUUAUAUGAGGAGGCUGUGGAUCUCGCCUUACAGGUGGAUGUUGAUCUUGCCAAGUCCUGUGCAGAUCUCCCUGAAGAUGAUGAGGAACUCCGGAAGAAGCUCUGGUUGAAGAUUGCUCGCCAUGUUGUUCAGGAAGAGAAGGAUGUCAAGAAGGCAAUGGCCUGCCUCUCCAGCUGUGCCCUGCUGAAGAUUGAAGACGUCUUGCCAUUCUUUCCAGACUUUGUUACUAUUGACCAUUUCAAGGAGGCAAUCUGUAACUCCCUGGAGGACUACAACAAGCACAUUGAAGAGCUGAAAAGGGAGAUGGAGGAAGCCACACAGAGUGCCAAGAGAAUCCGAGAGGACAUCCAGGAAAUGAGAAAUAAGUAUGGCUCUGUGGAGCCUCAGGAAAAAUGUGCUGCUUGUGACUUUCCACUUCUAAACCGCCCUUUUUACCUUUUUCUUUGUGGUCACAUGUUUCACUAUGACUGUCUCCUCCAAGCAGUUUUCCCAAACCUUCCUGCCUAUAAGCAGGUAAAACUUGAAGAUCUUCAGAAGAAGCUGGCAGCUACCAGUCAGCCUUCCAAGAGCCACCACCGUCCCAAGGACACAGAUACCGUUAGCUUAGGGAAGGGGCAGCAGAGCCGGGAACAGAUCAAAGCUGACAUUGAUGAUAUUGUGGCAGCCGAAUGUGUGUACUGUGGUGAGCUGAUGAUCCGGUCCAUUGACAAGCCUUUUAUUGAUCCCCAAAAGUAUGAAGAGGAGAUGCAAAGCUGGCUGUAGUUUUCCAAAUCUGCAACUGUCAAUGCACCAGAGUGGUUUUGUUCACAACUUGUGAAGCUUCUGUGGUGGGAAUACAACCUCCAGAAGCAGGAACACAGUGGCUUCUGUGGAACUCUGAGGAAAGAGUAGUGGGGUCUUGUUAUCAGGAUUACAGUGAAUUAGUCUUGAAAAAUGGGGAGAUAUAGCUAUGGCUGUCUAAGAACUUGAACAAUAGUUAGAGCUAACCUAUUGGAAUAUAUUGAGCAGAUGUUUGCUGCUUGCAGUUCUUCUGAGGUUCUCAGUGUGAAGCUAAUGGAGUGCCUUGAUGUCCAGAAGGAACUGGGAACAGCCUAUGAUUUGUCUUCCCUGUUGUGUGGUAUUUUUUUUUGGUGAAGACAAGCUUAAAGGGAAAGGCAGUGAAGAACACUAAGCAGUGUAGUCUUCAUUCAUCACUUUCAAAGCUAGAAUUGCCUUCUGUUUCCUUUUGGUGAGAGUCUAUAACCACAUACAUGGAAAGAACAUGAAAGGACAAAUGCUCUUGCAUAUAUAUUUUGUAAACAUCAUGCUACACAAAUACAUGUUUCUACACAAUGUAAUAUAAGAACGUGUAUAAUUCUCAAGCAGGAGUGUCUCAUAAUACACUUAAGUCAUUUGCCGGCAAUUCAAGGUGUAUAAUUCUCUUUCCCACAAGCUUUAUGGACAAGCCCAUACAUUUGAAUUUUCUCUAGGUACUGUUUCUGGCAAUACUUUCUAGCCUGUUCACCCCUUCCUCCCUCUCUCCAUCCUAUUUCUACUAUGACUGUCUUUGUGUAGUGGUCUUGGUUUUGUCUUCACCCCAAACCAAAACUGAUACAUGCAGUAGUAAGGUUUCAGCUGAUACUCUGCAAGCAGGACCACAGCCUAUUUGUAUUGUCCUGCUGUGGUCUUCUUCAAGCUGCACUUAAGCACUAGACUAGAGAUAUAGUCAUAGGUUCCCUCAAGGGUAGACUACAGAAAAGUUCUGUUGGUGUGAAAUUUGCUUUGCCAUUUGAAGCCAGUAGGUUGUGACCAGGCAGUCUUUUGCCUUCCUGACAGUAUUUGAUACUUUCUGGAGAUGGCUGCAGGUCAGUGCUUCUGUCUGUUGCUCUGACUUGGAAAAUUCUUCCCAGAAGGUGGCAAUCACGACAUUGUGGGUGAGGAAACAAAAAAAUUUUCUUUAGCGAUUUAACAAGGGUUCCUUGUUUUAUUUUUGAAGAAACUAAAAUUUUAAUGAAGUUCUGCUGUUUGGGGCUGAAUCACAAAGGUAGUAAUUGGCAGAAGAAUGGAAUGAUCUAAAUGAAAAAUUAUGAUUCUUGUAAUUAGGGCAAUAGAAAAUAUUGUCUUCUGAAAAACCUCUUUAGUUCUUUCACAUGAAUGUAUGUGCUUGUCUUGAGUACCUUUCUCAAUCUGCUAGUGACUUACCUUGUUUGUAGGGUUGUAGAAAUGGGUCUUCACAUCAUUGAAAGGGAAUAUAAAUUGGUUUCCUCAAGGAGCUGACCUACGAAUUUUGAUAACCAUUCAGAGCUCCGAGCUCCAGAAGAACAUCCAUGCUUUUGUUGGGAGUCUUCGGCCUGGAAUGAAUGAAUGUUAUCUGUGUAAAAUGACAUGAGAAAUAAAAAAAAAUGGAGCUGAGAGUAGGAAGACCUGAGGUUUUGAAAUCCUCUUUUCAUUGUUGGAGCCAUGGCAUAAGCAGUCUCAUUACCACCUGGUAGUGUUUGUUUCUGGCUUAUCAGAAACCACUGUUUCAGUGGUUCCAUUAAGCAGUGGUUCAGAAACCCCACAUGCUGUAGUUUUCUUUGGCUCUGGAUAGCCUUUUGCUUUGAAUAAGUCGAUGGGUCUGCCAGAAGAAUUUGUGAUGAAAACUAAAUGUGAUGUCUUUUGAAGUUCAGCAUUAAACCUGUUAUAACUGA